CAGAGGCUUCAGUCUAAGGCACUGAGCGUAUCAUGUUGAAGAUGAGCGGGUGGCAGCGACAGAGCCAAAAUCAGAGCUGGAACCUGAGGAGAGAGUGUUCAAGAAGGAAGUGUAUCUUCAUACAUCACCACACCUGAAAGCAGGCAUCAGACCAGCUUGCCAACCUGUGGCGUAGACUGUUUGCUACAUGGAGCUCGUUCCAGCCACUCCCCAUUACCCUGCAAAUGUGCUUUUCCAGACUGAUCCAACUGCAGAGAUGGCAGCUGAGUCAUUGCCUUUCUCCUUCGGGACACUGUCCAGCUGGGAGCUGGAAGCCUGGUAUGAGGACCUGCAAGAGGUCCUGUCUUCAGAUGAAAAUGGGGGUACCUAUGUCUCACCUCCUGGAAAUGAAGAGGAAGAAUCAAAAACCUUUACCACUCUUGACCCUGCUUCACUGGCUUGGCUGACUGAGGAGGAGCCAGAACGAGCAGAGGUCACAAGCACCUCCCAGAGCCCUCGCUCUCCAGAUUCCAGUCAGAGCUCCCUGGCUCAGGAGGAAGAGGAGGAAGACCAAGGGAGAACCAGGAAACGGAAACAGAGUGGCCAUUCCCCAGCCCGGGCUGGAAAGCAGCGCAUGAAGGAGAAAGAACAGGAGAAUGAAAGGAAAGUGGCACAGCUAGCUGAAGAGAAUGAACGGCUCAAGCAGGAAAUCGAGCGCCUGACCAGGGAAGUAGAGGCGACUCGUCGAGCUCUGAUCGACCGAAUGGUGAAUCUGCACCAAGCAUGAACAAUUGGGAGCAUCAGUCUUCCACUCAGGCCACACUACCCACCUUUCCCAGAAGUGGCUACUGACCACCCUCUCACUAGUGCCAAUGAUGUGACCCUCAAUCCCACAUAUUCACGGGGAAGGCUUGGAGUAGACAAAAGGAAAGGGUCUCAGCUUGUAUAUAGAGAUUGUACAUUUAUUUAUUACUGUCCCUCUCUAUUAAAGUGACUUUCUAUGA
Molecule: messenger RNA, 983 nt
Organism: Chlorocebus sabaeus (green monkey)
Lineage: Eukaryota; Metazoa; Chordata; Mammalia; Primates; Cercopithecidae
Product: DDIT3 upstream open reading frame protein
Source: RefSeq, a predicted model, not a curated record